Molecule: messenger RNA, 3983 nt
Organism: Urocitellus parryii (Arctic ground squirrel)
Lineage: Eukaryota; Metazoa; Chordata; Mammalia; Rodentia; Sciuridae
Gene: Eef2k
Product: eukaryotic elongation factor 2 kinase
Biological process (GO): protein phosphorylation; response to differentiation-inducing factor 1; myosin II filament disassembly
Molecular function (GO): calcium ion binding; ATP binding; elongation factor-2 kinase activity
Source: RefSeq, a predicted model, not a curated record
GCUCCGGCCUCACACCAGACUCUGCCCCAGCCCCGAUCGGCUCCUUCCCGGGCUCGGCUGCUGCCGGGAUCCAACGCCCACACGCCCCGCGGUGCAGCUGUCCCAGCCCGGCUGUCUGUCGCCUGCGCUCGUGUCCCGGGUACGCAGCCGGGUGCCCCUGGAUCGGUCCGCCCUCCCCGCGGUCUCCCCGCUAGCCGGCCCCUGCGCCCCGCUAGCCGCUCCCCGGCACUCUCGGGGGGCCCGCCCGCCCUGCACCCUGGAGCGCCGGGCUGCGAGCCUCUGCCACCUUCUCUGGAUCCUUGCGGCCGUGGGCAGCGGCGGCCGCGCCUGCCCGCCCCAAGGAGGACCUUUGCUGCUGCCUUGGUCCAGUAACUCUGGCUCUACCGUGCACCCCUUGGAUAAAACGGGUACCCCUGGAAAAUGGCAGACGAAGACCUCAUCUUCCGCCUGGAAGGCAUUGAUGGUGGCCGAUCCUCCAGGGCUGGCCACGACGGGGAAUCUGAAGCAGACAGCGAUGAUGAUGAAGGCUAUUUCAUCUGCCCCAUCACCGAGGACCCCGGAUCCCACCACAUUGUCAAUGCUAAGGUUAAUAACUACUACAGCAACCUAAAGAAAAGUCAGCAGAACGGCUCCAGUGGGUCCCCGGCCAGCUCCUUCCACUUCAAGGAAGCCUGGAAGCAUGCGAUCGAGAAGGCCAAGCACAUGCCCGACCCCUGGGCCGAGUUCCACCUUGAGGACAUUGCCACGGAACAUGCUACUCGCCACAGGUACAACGCUGUCACUGGGGAGUGGCUGGAAGAUGACGUUCUGAUCAAGAUGGCAUCUCAGCCGUUCGGCCGUGGAGCAAUGAGGGAGUGCUUCAGGACGAAGAAGCUCUCCAACUUCUUGCACGCCCAGCAGUGGAAGGGAGCCUCCAACUACGUGGCCAAGCGCUACAUCGAGCCUGUGGACAGGGACGUGUACUUUGAAGACGUUCGCCUACAGAUGGAGGCCAAGCUCUGGGGGGAGGAGUAUAAUCGGCACAAGCCCCCCAAGCAGGUGGACAUCAUGCAGAUGUGCAUCAUCGAGCUGAAGGAGAGGCCUGGCCACCCACUCUUCCACCUGGAGCACUACAUUGAGGGCAAGUACAUCAAGUACAACUCCAACUCAGGCUUUGUCCGUGAUGAGAACAUCCGCCUGACUCCGCAGGCCUUCAGCCACUUCACGUUUGAGCGUUCUGGCCAUCAGCUGAUUGUGGUGGACAUCCAGGGUGUGGGUGACCUCUACACCGACCCACAGAUCCACACGGAGAUGGGCACGGACUUUGGAGAUGGCAACCUAGGUGUCCGAGGGAUGGCUCUCUUCUUCCACUCUCAUUCCUGCAACCGAAUAUGCCAGAGCAUGGGCCUCACUCCUUUUGACCUCUCACCCCGGGAGCAGGACGCAUUGAAUCAAAACACCAAGAUGCUGCAAUCAGCCAAGACCACCUUAAGGGGGACAGAGGAAAAGUGCGGGAGCCCCCGAGUGAGGACCCUCUCUGGCAGCCGGCCGCCCCUGCUCCUUCGCCUUUCAGAGAACUCUGGAGACGAGAACCUGAGUGAUGUGACCUUCGACUCUCUCCCAUCCUCCCCUUUGUCAGCCACACCACACAGCCAGAAAUUGGACCUCCUCCAUUGGCCCAUGUUUGGUGACCUUGAUAACAUGGCACCCAGAGACCACGACCGUCUAGACAACCACCGGGACUCUGAGGCCAGUGGGGACAGUGGAUACCCCAGUGAAAGGCGGGGUGAGCUGGAUGACCCAGAGCCCCGAGAACAGGGCCACUCAAAUGGCAACCGGAGGUACGAGUCYGAUGAGGACAGCCUGGGCAGCUCCGGACGGGUCUGUGUGGAAAAGUGGAACCUCCUCAACCCCUCCCGCCUCCACCUGCCAAGGCCAUCAGCGGUGGCCCUCGAAGUGCAAAGGCUUAAUGCCCUGGACCUGGAAAGGAAAAUCGGGAAGUCUGUUUUGGGCAAGGUCCAUCUGGCCAUGGUGCGCUACCACGCGGGCGGGCGCUUCUGCGACAAGGACCAGGAGUGGGACCGCGACUCGGCGCUCUUUCAUCUGGAGCAUGCAGCAGACCUGGGCGAGCUGGAGGCCAUCGUGGCCCURGGACUUAUGUACUCACAGCUGCCCCACCACAUCCUGGCUGACGUCUCUCUGAAGGAGACAGAGGAGAAUAAGACGAAAGGAUUUGAUUACUUACUCAAGGCAGCUGAAGCUGGUGACAGACAGUCCAUGAUCCUGGUGGCACGAGCUUUUGACACCGGUCUGAACCUCAGCCCAGACAGGUGCCGAGACUGGCCCGAGGCCCUGCACUGGUACAACACUGCCCUGGAGACCACGGACUGUGACGAGGGCGGUGAGUUCGAUGGGAUGCAGGACGAGCCCCGCUAUGCGCUGCUGGCCAGGGAGGCUGAGAUGCUGUUGACCGGAGGCUGCGGGCUGGAGAAGGACCCGCAGAGAUCAGGGGACUUGUACACCCAGGCAGCUGAGGCAGCUAUGGAAGCCAUGAAGGGCCGUCUAGCCAACCAGUACUAUCAGCUGGCAGAGGAGGCCUGGGCCCAGAUGGAAGGAUAACUUGCCAGAACAAUUGCUGCCAGCUAGUCCCAAGCAAAAGGGCUAAGGGGUUGGGAUGGGGUGGGGGUGGGGUGGGGAGACUUAUUUAGUUUGAGAAGGAAAAGGUAUUUUUCAUGUGCUGUAAAUUGACUUUUGUAUUUUAUUUUAUUUUAUUUUUUUGACUCUUGAAAAAAAGGUCUUUGCUACUAGCAGAGACCCUACAGCUGUCCCUUAGGACAGUGUUUUCGGGGAAUGGGGAUUGAAAAAAAUGCAGCCUAAUGAACCAUCCUACUGUUAUUGAGAUUCUCCUUUUAUUUUUUACUUCUUGCUUUCUUAUCUUGAGACGCGUCAUGCUUUCCCACCAUGGACAAUAUGAGGCCCUUGCUCACCAGCCUUUCCAGGCUAGAUUCAAAUCUCAGGCCCUCAGAACCCCGUUUCAAGAAUGGGGAUGGGAAGUGAAGAGCUAACUUCCCAGGGGUGUGUUUUGUCCUGACUUAGUGCACAGCCGUCUUUCUCCGAGCAUUUGGGAGCAUGCAUGGUGUUUUUUGAGUGCACAUGCAGCCUCCCUUCUAUCCUGGGGCAGGGGCCUGCACAUUGAUUAAUUUCUAACUUCAUAGUUUCGUUUCCUCCUGCCCUGAGACUGAUUUUUCUGGAAUUCCAGCCAAAUUCCGUUUUUGAAGCAUGCUUUCUUCCUAUGGGCUUUACAAAACAGGUUUAAUUUUUUUUUUUUUUGUAUGUACACAUUUACUACCUCUAACUUGUACAUGAAUACUUGGUGUGGAACAGGAUGCAUCUUAAAGCUUUAAUGUAUGAGGACAGCAGCUUGGAAUAUGGGGGACUUUGCUCCAAGCAGAAUAUACCCUGCUUCCUAGUGGCAACAUCCACACAGUGACUAAGUGUCCCUGGUGCAGUAUCCCUCAGCAUUUUCUUGCGUGAAGCUAUUCUUUUAUAGAAUCUGCUCCCCAGCCCCCACUCUUGGCAUUUUCUGCUCCAAGCUGGGCUGAUUUUCUUGUGAUUUGCAGCUUGGCUGCUUUCAACAGCAGCCCCUUGAGAUUUACUAAAGAUGUUUGAGGAUGAGAGGGCAAGAACUAUAAACACUCAUUAGUUCUAGAAGUUUCCCCAGGGUCAAGCUACAAUAUCUUUAUUUAAUGAGCUUUCUCCUUACAAGGAGUUCCUAUUUAAUGCUAGUGUGAUUUCACUUGUUGUUUCAAAUAGCCAAGAAACUAGACAAUUCGAUCAACCACAAAUGCUAGAGCAGCCUCUUUCUCGAACAAUCAAAGGAUGCAAAGCCAAGUGUAACACACAAGCCACUCUUACUUGUUUGUAAGAUACUCCCUCGGCACUUCAGUUUGGAGCACUGUGGAGUCAUGAACUUGUGCAAACAUUCGAUUCUAAAGUGGGGUGUG